Nymphaea colorata (pocket water lily) is the source of this 2034-nucleotide messenger RNA. RefSeq lists its product as uncharacterized. Gene Ontology annotation, cellular component: plasma membrane. The record is from RefSeq and is a predicted model, not a curated record. The transcript has 19 exons. Lineage: Eukaryota; Viridiplantae; Streptophyta; Magnoliopsida; Nymphaeales; Nymphaeaceae. The coding region runs from base 243 to 1796 and encodes 517 amino acids.
CAUGACAUGAUCCGAAACGAUAGCUCAUUAGAGCGCGGGCUCUCUCUCUCUUCCCAUCUUUCGUUCACUCGUUGAGUUUCCUCCCCAUUUCCCUGUCCGUCGACUUCCUGGAAACGCGUCAGCGAUCGCCGUCGUUUUCACUUCGUCGUCACUUGGUUCCCCACGCGUCCACCUCUUAUUACAACGUAACAAUCCUCUCCCUCUCUCUCUUGGUUUGCCCUCUUCUGUUCUUCAGGCGGAGUAUGGUGUCAAAAAGGGAAGGUACCGCAGUUGGUCGAUCCUCAAGUCCAAACAACUUCAUGCAUCUUCGGGAGUCCAAUGGGAAGAAAAAUGGAACAUCUGAAGAGAAAGAAAUACUUUCCAGAUUUAGAGCUCAAGAGCAAGAAUUAAUGCAGCUUAGGAAACAGCUUGCAGAUGCUUCUAUUAAGGAGUUGGAGUUGCUAAAAGAAAAGCAUGUCUUAGAGAAAAGGUUUGCUGGUAUGCGCCUGGAUUUAGAUAGGCAGCAGAAAGAACUGUUAGCUGCUGCUUCACAAGCACUUUCUGAAAGGAAAAAGGAAAUUGAAGAAAAUAUGAAUCUGGCUGAAACCUUAUUGGCAACAGAACAAGAGAGGUCUAUUUUUCUGUCAUCACUGCUUAGGUUAUUGGCUGAUAAUGAUUUGCAACCAGUUGUGGUGAAUGCUUCAACCAUUGUACAGAAUAUACAGGUUUUAUUACAAAAUUUACGGGGCAAGCUGGGGACCACUUUGGCCGGUGGAGAUUCUUUAAACAAUCAAACCAUAAAGGACGUGGAGAAAUUAUCUCAGAACUUUGAUAUUCAAAAUCCUGCAACAUUGAGCAAUAAUAAUUCUCACUUUCCAGGCACUUCGGCACCCUUCAACUUUUAUGAGGAUCAACUCUACCAACAACAUUAUCCUCCGAUGUCUGCUGCUCUGAACAUGUCUAAUAAUCUUAGGAUGGAUGGGACAGGAGGCCCGUUGCAGAGAGGCACUAAACCUCCUCCUACAUUAGAAGGAAGACCUGGAGAGGCUGGCAACUACUCUGAUCAGUUUAGUUUCGAUAGGGUGCAAAACCUGCCAGAAGACUUACAUGUAAAAGGAGUACUUGAUGGACAACCAAAUUUCUUCAAUGACAAUGAGGAACCUGUUUACCCAGUAUCUGAAGGGCAUUUACUGCCCGGCAUAGAAGAUUUCCAGAUCUAUGGUGAUGCUAGACUAGGUUCUCAAAUCCUAGCCUGUGGAGUUCAGGUAAAUGGGACAACCGUGUGCAUGUUCCAGUGGAUGUAUGUUGAGGAUGACAAUUACAUUGAUAUUGAAGAUGCAACUUAUCCUGAAUAUCUAGUGACAGCUGAUGACGUGGACAAGGUUAUUGCAGUUAGUUGCAGACCUCUUGCUGGAAAUGAUCAGAAGGGAAGAGUGGUCAUUGCUUAUGCUAACAACAAGCAGAAAAUACCUCUUGAUCCAGAUAUAAAUCAGGAGAUUCGAACUUAUCUCUCUAAGGGAAAGGCUCUAUUCAAUGUUCUAUUGUCGCCGUUCCGACAGUAUCCUGAGCCUUGUGAGCAGGCUCUUUUAGUACUUGAAAUAUCUGGCUUCAAAGUUCAAUUCAAUAAUUCGGACCGUGUAAUAGAGAAGGAGUAUUCUGCUGAAACAUCUAUUGAGAUUCCUUCAUGGAACCGAACACAGUGCAUUUUGAGAAUUUCAGAUGGUGAAUGGUACCUAUUGUCUACCAACACAGAUCGGGUGAGGGACAUUUUAGUAUUGACUAUGAGAGAGUUUUGGAAGCAGGCCUUGUGUAGAUGAGACGUCUAAGUUUCUUUUUUCCUGGUGUAGUUAAUUGGUUGUUAUACCACGGAAAUGGUCAUAUCGUUAUGCUCUGCUAAUAAAGAAUUAAACAGGUUCCCAGCACGGUUGUAACUUUCUGUUGUAAUUUUCAUGCAUCUCCCACCUUCCUAUCAGUUGAUCACAGUAUAGACUUACUGAAUCCUUCAUGUAAACGUUGGAUAUUUAUAUUAACUAAAUUCACAAAGUACUUAUCGUA